Molecule: messenger RNA, 947 nt
Organism: Orbicella faveolata
Lineage: Eukaryota; Metazoa; Cnidaria; Anthozoa; Scleractinia; Merulinidae
Product: EGF-like repeat and discoidin I-like domain-containing protein 3
Source: RefSeq, a predicted model, not a curated record
UGUCAAUCUAAGCAAGGAUCCCAUGUAUCCCAUGGGCAGUAAAUUAAAGAUCAUUAAUGUUCGACAUCCUUGACUUUGUCAAUUACAUAAUUAUAUGUCCUUGUAGGUGUAGUUAGUGUACAUGUACUUGAAAAUCCUUGAAAAUGUUUGUCAAAAGUGUUAAAGAUUUAAUAUCAACUUUCUGGAAGAUCUUUUAUGUCCAGUUUUUUUAAUAACCCCCUUUGUUAGAUCUCUGAAAUUGCAUUGUCAAGAUGUAACAGUGGCUCAUUUUGCGCAUUUGCUUGAUGUUUGUGUACUACACCCUCGAGUCAAUGAUUGCAUGAUUUCUGAAGUUCUACAACCUCUUUCUCUGUAGCUUUUCAAUGCUAACACGGACCGUCACUCAGUAGUUUAUCACCAGUUCAUGAGACCGUUCACUGCCAUUUAUGUGCGGAUAUAUCCAAGAUCUUGGUACAGCUGGAUAUCAAUGAGGGCUGAAAUUUUUGGUUGUUCAGUGUCACUGUGUAACCGCGCCCUGGGACUGCAAAAUGGCCGAAUCCGUAACAGCCAGAUCACUGCAUCCUCAGAAGUAAACCGUUACCAUGCUGCUUGGCUUGGUAGACUAAAACGAGUGAAGGCUGGUCGUUACAUAGGAGCCUGGUGUCCCAAGCACAGGAACCACAAUCAGUGGUUCAAAGUGGACUUCCGUCGGCUAAUGAAAAUAACCAAAAUAGCCACACAGGGAAGACAUGAUGCCGGUCAUUGGGUCACAUCAUACUAUUUGUCAUCAAGUGUGGACAAUGUACAUUGGGCAAUAUAUCGCUUCAGAAGUGCAAAUCAGGUAUUCAGUCGUACCUCUACAAUAGUUUGUUCAUCAGCAAUGACAACCCCAAAGUUUUCAUUUUUUCCUCAAGUUUUUUCACACAUAUUUACUUGAAGUGUUGCUUCUUGGCGUCACAUGGCAAGCC